UAAAUACUAAAGUGAAUAAAUGAUAUGUGAACUAAUUUUGCUCUUUUAUGAUAAGACACUUCACAAUAGGAGAGCAUACUUUAUGUACACAUGUGCGCUCUGACUGGAAAUCCCUGUAAAGAGAGCUUCCAUCCCGUCUCUUUAUUUGUAAUCUUGUCCCCUCUCGUUGGAAGCAAUGAAUCAACUUCAAGACUCAGUUGAGUUACAGAGAUGAACGAGGAGCCUCACGCCUUUGAAAAUCCGGUUGCCAAAGCCCAAAGAUCCGGCGAUGCGGAUCCGGAAGUUGGCAGCACAGGUAGCGAGAAGAGUCGCGGUUCCGAAGCGUCAGCCAUUGCAGCGGAUGAAGAACUUCCAGUAAAUCCCCCCCAGUCACUGGGCAUAUAUCUUCUGGAACCAUUUAUUUUGAUCCUGCUCUUUGCCUACAACUUUUCAUCAACUGUUCUGAAGAAUAAAGUAAUCUACCAAAGCUGCACGGCGGGUUUCGGGUAUCCGGACAGCGUUUGCCAGCUUCUGGGCACCAAAAACACCACGAAUGAGACAAUGAAAAUUGAGCAGCAGGUACAACCAUAUGCUGCAAAGGUCACGCUGGCUAUGCGGUUAGUGGAGUGCUUUAUUCCUGCUUUUUGUGGACUCUUUGCUGGAUCCUGGGCGGACCGCUUUGGACGCAAGCCCCUUCUCUUGGGCUCCUUUCUAGGCUACGGCCUUCAGUAUCUCAUUUCAGCUGCGAUUGCCUACUGUGCCAUGCACACCCAAGGUCUUGUCAGUCCCUGGUGGUAUGUGCUCUCCAUCGUGCCGCUCUCCUGCUUGGGAAGUAGUGUCACCUAUUCAGUGGCUGCCGUCUGCUUUAUUGCCGACGUCUCCGACGGCAGAGCUCGAUCUUACAGGAUGAUCGCCUAUGAAUUGGCCAUAUAUGUGGGCCUGCUCCUUGGUAGCCUUGGAUCUGGUUAUGCAUACGAGGCCACAGACGCCUACAUUGUGUUCAGCAUUUCCGCAGCUUGCGUUUUCACGGCUCUCCUUCUGAUGGCACUCCUUCUUCCGGAGAGUUUGCCCGUCUCGAAUAGGACACUAUCAACUUCAUCGACUGACACUAGUGUGGUUUCCAUGCUGAAAAGUUUGGGGACCACCUGCUCUAAGCCCCGGGAGCACCACAAUCGCUUCAUGCUCAUUACCAUCAUGGUAGUACUGCUCCUCACUGCAUUUGUAUCAGACGGCAGCAACGCCGUGUUCUAUAAGUUUAUGAGGAUAAAGUUCCAUUGGACCGUAAAGCAGUUCACUGAAUACGAGACCGUCGGCAUUUUGGUCCCGGCAGUGGCUGGAUCAGGAGGAGUUUUCUUCAUUUGGUCCCUCCGCAAGUGCACCAAGUCGGCGGUCCUGUGGCUGGCAAUGGUGUCUCUGAUGAGCCACUGCGCCAGCAGCCUGAUGAAGGGCUUCGCCUGGGAGAGCUGGCAGAUUUACGUAGCCAUUGGGUUGGGGGUUUUCAAGUCCCUUGCGAACCCCAUGUGCCGCUCCAUGAUCACCAAUCUGCUGCCGGCUGAUGAACGGGGUAAAAUCUUCGCAUUGCUUGGGGUCUCGCAAGCACUUUCCCCCCUCAUAUCUUCCACUUUGUACGUUGCCAUCUACACCCAAACACUGAACACGGAGCCGGGCAUUUUCAAUGUGUUUAGCGCCUUUUUAUUUGGCAUAGGUAUUGUUCUGCUGGGCACGGUUUGGCAAAAAAACUCGAGAAAUCAGGCGUACUAUGAGCCGGUUUUUAAAUGAUUUAUGACCGAAUCACAGUUUCGAGAGGAAUGGAAGAAAGCGCCAGUCAUGCCCAGAUUUGGCUAUCAGUUACACGGUGGACUGCCUUUGGGAACUCCCUCGACUACCUCUUAACGCAAAGUCCACUCAUCCGUCUAUUCAAACUUAUUUACAUACUCAAUUGCGGCGCAGUAACCUAUACAAAUUCAUGCGGAGAUUAGAGUUUUUGGAAUUGCGCUUGGCUAGUAUCUGGAGAUCUUACUCUCCUUCCCUGGGGAAAAAUCGUUUAAUUACAGAAGCAAAAUAUUUUCUCAUUAACAAAAAUGUGGGUUAUUAUUGCAGCAAAGCUGUGGCGUGUGCGGAGUCACUUGACAAUUCUUACGGAAUAUCUAUAAAAAUGUUAGGAUGUGCAUACUUUUGUAUGCCCAACGACUGGUGCUAACUACGGAUUUGAGCGAACGCUAAUUCCACUCGCUAAUUUUAAAUUAGUCGCCAGGUUUUUUACACCCUUGAUCAAGAUCGGUAUUAUGGUCGCCAUACGCGAAAACCGAAUGAAACUCAAUUUACGCACGAAUUUAGUGCCCCAACGGAGCAGAACGAAAUCCCUGCAUCUCCGUGUGGAUUGGAGCCGACCCUAUCGCAUGAAUUGUCAUCAGCCCAAUUAAAACGAAUGUACAAAAUUAUCAACAUCAAAUACAAUUAUUACUAUGGUAUUUUAUUCUUGCAUAAGCCUAAUAUUCAAUUUUGCGAUUUAUUUGGUUUAUUUCCUGAUAAAA
Molecule: messenger RNA, 2513 nt
Organism: Drosophila erecta
Lineage: Eukaryota; Metazoa; Arthropoda; Insecta; Diptera; Drosophilidae
Product: proton-coupled folate transporter
Exons: 9
Coding region: 211-1758 (515 amino acids)
Biological process (GO): transmembrane transport
Cellular component (GO): membrane
Molecular function (GO): transmembrane transporter activity
Source: RefSeq, a predicted model, not a curated record